Verticillium nonalfalfae is the source of this 1371-nucleotide messenger RNA. RefSeq lists its product as uncharacterized. Gene Ontology annotation, biological process: D-serine catabolic process. The record is from RefSeq and is a predicted model, not a curated record. The transcript is spliced from 2 exons. Lineage: Eukaryota; Fungi; Ascomycota; Sordariomycetes; Glomerellales; Plectosphaerellaceae. The coding region runs from base 1 to 1371 and encodes 456 amino acids. Gene Ontology annotation, molecular function: D-serine ammonia-lyase activity.
AUGGCCGCCCCUCAAAGACCCACGCCCGACGUCGAAGAACUGCGCCGGUUCUAUGUCGGGAAACUCAUCACGGAGCUGCCCAUGCCGGCAGCAGUCCUCGAUGUCGCCCCCUUGAAGCGACACUGCAAGGCGAUGCUGGAUGCUGUCGACAGCCUGGGCGUCGGCUUCCGUGCGCAUGUCAAGACACACAAGACAGUCGAAGUUGCUCGUCUCCAGAUAGGCGAGACGUCCAAAGAUGUCAACAUUGUCGUCUCGACGCUGCUGGAGUUCGAGCACGUGCUGCCGCUUCUCGAGGAGUGCAGGGACAAUGGCCGCAACGUCAAUGUCCUCUACGGCAUCCCACUCCCACCAUCGCGGGCCGCGGCUCUGGCCGUUCUCGGACAACGCAUCGGCCCUGGUAGCGUCUCUGUCAUGAUAGACCAUGCGUCCCAAUUGACCGCGGUGGAGCGCUUUUACGAACUCGCCGGGUUUCCCGCAGGCAUUUACGUCAAGGUCGAUACGGGCUACCACCGCGCCGGCCUCCCACCAGCGGGGCUCAACAAGAACAGUCUGCUGGAGAAGAUCGCUCAGCUGGAGUCUGAAGGUAAAGCGAACCUCAUCGGUCUCUAUUCCCACAGCAGUUUGAGCUACAACGACUCUACGGCGAAGCAAGCGAUGGACAAUCUGGCAGAUGAGAUCAAGGGCUGCGUCGAGGCGCUCCAGAACAACGCGGCGCAUUUCAAACCGGGCAAGCAGCUGACCAUCAGCGUCGGGGCCUCACCUCAAGUCGCCUCAAUUGAGAACCUCACGCGACCAGCGGCGGCGGGGUCGCCUGACGGAGACCAUCUUCGCCAGACGAUACAACAAAUAACGCAGAAUAUUCCUGCCGGGUUCCGAACAAAAUUGGAAUUGCACGCGGGAGUCUACUCGCUUCUUGAUGUUCAGCAAAUGUCGACCCAGGCACGGGGUUUCCUUGGCGCAAUUGAUGAUGAGGUCGCCAUCUCCGUGGUCGCCGAAGUCGUCAGCGUCUACAACAACGGCGAGAGAGAGACACCCGAAGCGCUCGUUGCCGUUGGAACCCUCGGGCUCGGAAGGGAACCAUGCGCUGCAUAUUCUGGAUGGGGUGUGAUCGGGCCAAAGUCAUUCUCGGCUGAACCUGGGAACAAGACAAGGCUGAUUGUGAAGAGGAUCAGCCAGGAACAUUCUAUUCUUGCCUGGGAGUCGAAUUCACAGGAUCCGAUUCCCCUUGAAGUUGGCCAGAGCAUCCGUAUAUAUCCAAACCAUGCUUGCGUCACGGGUGCCAUGUACGGUUGGUACCUGGUGGUUGACUCCAGCGAAAAGGAGACCGCCGAACGGAUCGUGGACGUCUGGGUCAGAGUAUCAGGCUGGUGA